Molecule: messenger RNA, 3248 nt
Organism: Papilio polytes (common Mormon)
Lineage: Eukaryota; Metazoa; Arthropoda; Insecta; Lepidoptera; Papilionidae
Product: lysosomal alpha-mannosidase-like
Exons: 15
Coding region: 6-3248 (1080 amino acids)
Biological process (GO): mannose metabolic process
Cellular component (GO): lysosome
Molecular function (GO): alpha-mannosidase activity; carbohydrate binding
Source: RefSeq, a predicted model, not a curated record
UAGCUAUGUGGUCAGCUUUCCUACUUUUAUCCGCUACGGCAGUAUUCUCAAUACCACUACCUGAUGGAAGUACCCUGGAAAAAUGUGGAUAUGACAGUUGUAUUGAAGCGGAUGCAAGUGUCCUAAAUGUACAUAUUGUACCUCACACACACGACGACGUCGGCUGGCUCAAAACUGUCGACCAAUAUUACUAUGGAAGUCGUAAUAAUAUACAGAAAGCAGGUGUCCAAUAUAUCUUGGACUCGGUAGUUAAAGAACUAUGGGAAGACCCGAAGCGAAGAUUUAUCUACGUAGAGACGGCAUUCUUUUGGAAAUGGUGGACUAAGCAACCAGGUACAGUUAGGGAUAAAGUCCGUGCGUUGGUUAGACAAGGACGGCUGCAGAUGGUGGGAGGAGCUUGGAGUAUGAAUGAUGAAGCGGCUUCUCAUUAUCAAAGUACUAUAGACCAAUUUACUUAUGGAUUAGGUAAAUUGAACCAAACUUUCGGUUCUUGUGGUCGUCCUCAUGUUGGUUGGCAGAUAGACCCUUUUGGACAUUCUAGAGAAUUCGCAUCUCUUCUAUCAGCUAUGGGAUAUGAUGGUCUCUUCUUAGGUAGAAUAGACUAUCAGGAUAAGAGAAUGAGAUUGAUAGAGAAGAAAAUGGAAAUGGUUUGGAGAGGAGAUGAUAAUUUAGGUAAAUCAUCAGAUAUAUUUACCGGAGUAUUAUACAAUACAUAUUCACCUCCUCCUGGAUUUUGUUUCGACGUACUUUGUAAUGAUGAACCAAUUAUAGAUGACCCCAGCUCGCCUAUGUAUAAUGUGGAUCAAAAGGUUGCCAAUUUCCUGGACAAAGUAAAGGAAAUGUCAAACGGGUAUAGAACAAAAAAUAUCCUGGUGACAAUGGGGGAUGAUUUUCAAUAUCAGGAUGCUGGAAUGUGGUUCAUAAAUUUGGACAGAUUGAUUAAACAUACGAAUUUGAAGGCAGCUAAAGAUGGUCUUGGAAUAAAAGCUUUCUACUCAACCCCUGAUUGUUAUUUGAAAGCUGUGAAAAAUGCUUAUCCCAGUUUACCGACAAAACAAGAUGAUUUCUUUCCUUACGCGAGCGAUCCUACCGCUUAUUGGACUGGAUAUUUCACUUCUAGACCGACAACUAAAUACUUUGAAAGGCAAUCUAACGCCUUUUUACAGAUGGUAAAAAAUCUUCAAGUAAUGUUCAAUCUUCCUAAACAUAAUGAAUUUGUAAUUGACGAACUAAAAAGCGCUAUGGGUGUGAUGCAACACCACGACGCGAUCACGGGCACUGAGAAGCAGCACGUGGCUCACGACUACGAGAGAAUACUGACCAAUGCUGUUGAUGACGUCAUGAUUGUACCUAACCAGGCUUUUAACAAAGUUUUAAAAGCCAAAGGUUAUGAAGGACCAGAACUCGAAUAUAAAAGAUGUCAUCUCAAUGAAUCUUCUUGCAGCGUCUCGGAACAGAAGAAAUCUUUUAUCGUCACAAUUUUCAAUCCAUUAGCUUGGUCUGUGAAAGAACCUAUCAGGAUUCCUGUGAUUGACGGUAGUUAUAAAAUAAAAGGACCUAAUGCAACAGAAAUAAACUACCAAUUACUAGAUAUACCAGAAUCAGUAAAAAAUAUACCAACAAGAAAAUCCUCAGCUACCCACGAAUUGGUUUUCAUAACUGAAUUGCAACCUUUAAGUUUUCAAACAUAUCUUAUAACGAAAAACGACCAAAAAACAAAAAGAAACACAAAAACACAGGAAAAUCAAAGAAAAAACGAUUUCUAUACUAAUUUGAACGAUUAUUGGAUGAAAAAAACUCCUGUAGAUAUAAAAAAUUUGGAUGAAAAAGACGCAAUUUGCGAUAAAAAUCUAGAAUCGAAAGAUAAAAAUCUAGAUUUCGAUGUAUUUAAGGAUAAAAAUUAUGGUAUAAGUGAAGAUAUAUUACAAUUGGAGAAGAUAAUAAGAGAAGCAAAGAGAAAUAUGGAGAAAGAGCCGAGAGAAAAUCUGGCGAAGAAAUUGAACUAUCCGAGUUUAAAUUAUGAAGAAAUGAGGAUGUUAUCUGAUGAACCGGCUGUUGUUAACAUGAUUGAAGAUAUCUACAUCGAAAAUGAGAAUUUAAAACUACGUUUAGACAAUCAAGGGAUUAUACAACUAAUACAAAAUUCAACAACAUUGAAAUUCGCUAUAAACUUAUACUACUGGUCCGCUUGUAAUGGCGACAACACUAAUACUACAGAGAGAUCCUCUGGCGCUUAUAUUUUCCGUCCAAAUAUAACAAAACCGAUACAAUUAAAUCCAAUAAGUAACGAAAUAAAAAAGGGUAACAUUGUUUCUGAAGUUAGAAAUACAUACGAGGGAAAUGUUAGCAUAACAACGCGUUUAUAUAACAAUUUAGAUUAUAUCGAAAUAGAUUUUACUGUAGGUCCGAUUCCCAUAGAUGAUAACAUAGGUAAAGAAUAUAUAAUAAAAUAUCAAACAGAUAUAAAUAAUGAUGGUAUUUUUUACACUGAUUCUAAUGGUAGGCAAAUGUUGAAACGGAAACUAAAUGAACGACCACAAUGGAAUUUGACAUUAGCGGAACCGAUAGCCGGAAAUUAUUAUCCAAUAACUAAUAAAAUAUAUAUAGAAGAUGAUAAAAAUCGUCUGUCUGUGUUAACUGAUAGAUCAGAAGGUGGAAGUUCAUUAAAUAACGGGGAAAUUGAGGUUAUGUUACACAGACGGUUGUUACAUGACGACGCGUUCGGUGUUGGUGAAGCGUUGAAUGAAAUUUUGAACGAAAAAGGACUAGUUGUUAGAGGAACACAAAGAUUAUUAACAAAGAAAUCAGAUUUAAACAGAAAACGUGUGUUAGAAUUUCAUUAUAAACCAAUAAUAUUGUUAGCGGAUGCUGAAAGUUUUGAUCUGUCAAAAUUUGACAUUAAAACUAUCGGUUUAAAAAAUCCGUUGCCGUUUGGAGUACAUUUAUUAUCUUUAGAAUGUUGGAAUGAUAAUAUGUUGGUGAGAAUUGAAAAUUAUUUGGAUAUAAAUUCAACCAUUGAAGUGGAUUUAAGUGAAUUGUUUAAUUUUGUUAAGAUAAAAUCUUUUAAAGAGACAACUUUAGCCGCGAAUCUAUGGUUGGAUGAAUACGAGAAAAUUAAUUGGACCACAGAUAAUGAAUUUGUCGAUUUUAACGAAAAUAUUGUUUUUGAUGAUGGUUUUAAAGUUAAAAUUAAAUCUAAACAAAUCCGUACAUUUAUUAUUGAAUACGAAUAUGUAGGUUUUAUGUAA